Molecule: messenger RNA, 4520 nt
Organism: Oryctolagus cuniculus (rabbit)
Lineage: Eukaryota; Metazoa; Chordata; Mammalia; Lagomorpha; Leporidae
Gene: SOWAHC
Product: sosondowah ankyrin repeat domain family member C
Molecular function (GO): protein binding
Source: RefSeq, a predicted model, not a curated record
CGGAAGUGGGCGUGGCCGCCUGCCGGUGGGCGCUGUGAUUGCAGCCCGCGCGGGGAGCGGAAGUGGGCGUGGCGAGGGGCGUGGCGGAGAGGGGGCGUGGCCCAGUGAGGCGGUGGCGGUGUCCUGUGGUGGCCAGAUCCGGAGCGGAGAGCCCGCGGAGCCCGCCAGACUCCGUGGCCCUGGAUGGUCCCGCGAUGCGGCCGGGCUGAGCCGCCGCCACAGAGGAGAGCACGGCCGCGGAUGGAGGGGCGGGUGUCGCCGAGCCCCGAGGCGGAGCCGGGCCCUGAGGAGGUGCUGCGUUUCCUCGCGGAGCGCGGGGGCCGGGCCCGGCAUGCGGAGCUGGUGCAGCACUUCAGGGGCGCCCUGGGCGGCGAGCCAGAGCGACGCGCCCGCGCCCGCGCCCGCUUCAAGGAGUUGGUCAAUGCGCUGGCGACGGUGCGCACCGAUCCCGUGGAUGGCACCAAGUACGUGCACCUCAAGAGGAAGCUGUGCGCUGGGGCCGCGUCCCUCGGCGGCCAGCCCCACGUUGAGGAGACCGCCGCGCCCUCUGGGGACCCCUCCGGCUUCCAGGUGGCCGCCGCGCCCCGCGUCGAAGUGACCGCCGCGCCGGAGGUCCCCAGCAGCCCGGCCGAGCCGGAGAGCGGCGAGCUCCCCGGGGCCGCAUCCCUGGAAGACCCGCCCGGCGUCCAGGCGUCCGAGGCGUCCUCCGGACAGGGCCUUGACCCCGGCCGUGGGGCGUCCCUGGCCGUCGCCCACGGGCCUGCCCAGAGCGGCGGGGCCCGGAGGAAGAUCUCGCGGCGGGACGUCCAGCCGCUGUCCCGGGCGUCGGCCUCGGGGCCCAGCGAGGACCUGGAGCGCCCACUCAGCCAGAGCGAGGAGGUGGACGUGCGCGGCUCCCCUGGAGGACCCCACACCCCGCGGCCUGCCCGCCAGAGCGUCCGGGACCACGUGGCGGGCAGCUCCCCGCAGCUGAAGAGGGGCGUGUGCCCCGGGAGCGGCAGCCCCGGGGGCUCCUCGGGGACCGGGCGCAGCAGGAGCGGGGCCGACUCGGACAGCGCCUCGGUGGCCUCGUCGUCCGCGGAGGAGGAGGGCGGCGGCGGCGGCGGGGGCUCGGUGACCCUGGACCCGCUGGAGCACGCCUGGAUGCUCUCAGCCUCGGACGGCAAGUGGGACAGCCUGGAAGGGCUGCUGGCCUGCGAACCUGGCCUGCUCGCCAAGCGGGACUUCAUCACUGGGUUCACUUGCCUGCACUGGGCCGCCAAGCACGGUCGGCAGGAGCUGCUGGCCAUGCUGGUCAACUUUGCCAACAAGCACCAGCUGCCGGUGAACAUCAACGCCAGGAGCAGCGGAGGCUACACCGCCCUGCACCUGGCCGCCAUGCACGGGCACGUGGAGGUGGUCAAGCUGCUGGUGGGGGCCUAUGACGCGGACGUGGACAUCAGGGACUACAGCGGCAGGAAGGCGUCGCAGUACCUCAGUCAGAGUACCGCCGAGGAGAUCCGGAGCCUGGUGGGAGCCCUGGACGACUUGGACGCCGAGAGCGCGGGCAGCGGCGGGGGUGGGCGGUGGAGGCUGUCCAAGGUGCUCCCGUCGCACCUCAUCACCUACAGGCUCUCGCACGUCCUGGAGGAUGGGGGCGACCACCACCACCACCAUCACCACCUGACUGAGGGCUGGGCUGGAGGCAAAGCGAAGGAUCCGGGUCGCAAAGCCUCCAGUGCGCGGAUAAAACCCAGGCUCAACAAAAUCCGCUUCCGAACCCAGAUCAUCCACACCACGCCGUCUUUCAGGGACCCAGAGCAGCCGCUGGAGGAAGGCGAGGAGGAGGAGGAACGGCCUCUGAAGGGUCACUCUUCCUCCUUCAAGUUGAGACCGAAGUCCAAUGUAUUUGGGUAAAAAUCAUUGCUUUCAGGAAGGCUGAGGUGUGUUUGUCUUACAAAGAGUGGAAUACUGUGUGUGGAUAAGGAAUGAGGCAGGAGGUCCUGAGGCUGGAAUGGUGCAUUCUCCAGGGACUGGAGUUCCCUUGGGGCCCGACUCGGAGAAGUGGAGUCACCGCUGGGACCCGUGCCUGUUCCCCACCCCUUCCCCCAGGAGUCCCUGUUUCUGAGGACCUGAUGUAUUUGAAUUAGGGCGACAGCUGAUAACUGAGGGUCCCUUUGCUUUAACCGUUCCUGGAUGCCAUGCAGAGUAAGGACUAUUGCACUUCUUCUAUGUAUUUUUUUUUACAGUGGUUACUCUUUCAAAAGCAACAAAAACAACAAAAAAUGGGAAUUGUAAUGAAACAGGUAGUGUUUGUAAGUGUGAACUACUUGUGGCCCUGUUUUUUUCACUGAUUGCAUUUGGUCUGUAAGGUACUACUGAGGGUCAGGUCAGAGCUGAACUGCAAGAAUACUAGAGAAUAGUGUGAUGAAGCAUAGGAGUUCUGUCAGUAUCCUGCUUGUAUUAUGAGUAGCAGGUCAGGGACUUUUAACAAGCAGCUUCCGUUUUAAUCACUGACCUAAAAGAAGCAGGCAACAGUUCACUCUAGAGUUAAUCUGUAAUGUGGUUUCCAACCCUCUGACAUCACCACACUCAGUAUUAAGGCACGUUAUUAAUGAUUACACACAUUUCUACUUUAGAAGUGUACUUAGCAGCCUAAGGUACUUUUAAUCAUUCUGAUUCUCACUAACUUGUUUUGCUAUUGUAAAAGUCUAAAUUUGCUGGUGUUUUUAUCCUGGGGAUCAUAUAACAUUGGUUCUAUCUGGCACAACCAUAUUUAAUGGUGCUUGGGUCCACAUUACCUGCAGAAACCAUGUCUGGUUGAGACAGUUAGCAAAAAUUGGCACAAAUAUUAGUGAGCCUAUGCUUCUGUGAAGUAAUUUUUAAAUCAACUUAAUGAUUCUCCUAUAAGAGACAUUUUUAAAUUUUACUAAUAACAUUGAUAGUCUCUGUGGCUUGUAGCAACCUUUUGCAAAUGUUUAAAAUGCUAAAUCCUAUUUUCCUAGGAUUCUUGGAAUCUAUUAGAGACCUAGGGUGUAGUAACUGAAAUGCUGGGACUACCCAGUUAAAAAUGGCACUUUAUAAAAGGGAAGAGAAGAGAUGGGCCUAUUUCUAUAUUUCAAUGCUGCUAGCUGUUGAAUUGCUUUGUAUGUAAAUGAAAUUUAUAUACAAAUUUAAGACUUAAGUACAGUUCUUAAUUAUAUUUCAUUCAUUUAUGUUAGGGUGACUAGCUUUAUAAUUGCAUUAAAGUUUAACUCAUAGGCAUAUUAAAUCUGUAACAAAGUUCAAAACAACUUUUUGGAGGACUAAUUUGAACAAAUCCAUCUCCCUUAGGUUUUUUUGACCCUGAGAUGGCUGAAACUUAAGUAGCUACAGCCUGCAGGAGAAAGGAAUGAGUUGACACCUGCAUGGCCGAUGAACCUGUGUAUGAACUGCACAGAGCUGCAGCAUUUGGAGCUCUUAGACUUUUAGUUUUCCAGGUCAUAGGAGUUUGUAAACAAUUCAUCACAUCUCUCUAGAUGCUAACUGAAUUUCUUUAGAGAUGGAUGAAAAAAUUCACCUGAAGUUUAUAGGAACGUUCACCUGUUUGUGUACCUUUCCUUUUGUUUUAGGAUUAUGGAAAUGGACUGUUUAUUUACAUUUGAGCAGGACUUUUCCUCCACACAUGUGAGUGAAAAACUAGUUUUGUGUGAAUUGAAAAUAGUUUCCUUGAAAGUGAAAAGCAGUUAUUUUUUCUGAAUCUAUAUGUGUUACCUAUUUCUAGUGCAGAAUAAGCUAUGACUUCCCACUGAGGAGCCCUAAAUUUUAUAGACAUGGAAGCUAAAGUAGCUGUAAAGAGUAGACACUUCAGAACCUUCUAGAGGCUCUGUUGAGGUCAGUGUUAAUCUCUUAAAUAUGUGUGUUACUAACUAAUUGUACCAAAUCUGUGAUGCUAAGCCUUUAAAGACUGAAUCAGCACAUCACGUAACUUGCUUUUCACACUAAAGCCUUCAACUUUUCUCAUAAAAUAAUGCUUUAAAUUUUCAAAAAUCAUUCCUGAAAGAAACUACUUCUAGCAUUCUUUCUCAUUAUGUCAUUGUGUGCAGUAAGUGUAGCAUUUUAAGCCACAUAACUCUGCAUUCCUCUUGUUUUUCAGUUUCCAAUUGAGAUGAUAGAAAACAAGACUUGUGUAAUUUGAUAUUUGUGGAGUUGUGCCUAUCAUUAAUGGAAAUACAUAUGCCAAGUACUUAGACGUUUAUUGAUAAUGAAACUAUGUGGCUAAAAAAAAACCCAUGUAUAAAUAAAUAAUCCUAAUAAUAAAAACAAACCCGGAUACAUCCAUGUGUUUGUUACAGGUACACUUGAAACUAGUGACUGUUUGUCACCCUUCACUUUUAUGGUACGUGAAUGCAGCUCACUUGUAUAACUUGAAAAUCUGGUACUGUUUUAUUCAUGCCUUCAGGUCUGAGAUGCCUUGUCUCUUGUUUGUUAAAUAAGUGAAAACUUGGGAGUUUGUAAAAUCUGUUAAGUUCGUUUGUCAAAAUAAAAGAUUGACACUAGAA